AAAUAGAGAAGAACUUUAAUAAGUCCAUUGAUCAUAUAAGUGGAGUUCAAAAUCUAGGCAAUGAUGAAAGAUCAGAUAUUAAUGAAAAACACCCAAGAAGUGGUCUUGUUAUAAAACAAAACGUUGACAAUAAAUCGACUGUGCAAACAAUCAAAAGCAUAUGUGAUCAAUUGCCCGAUAGAAGUGCGAAUUUAGAAGAUGGAGAAAUCAUGGAAAGUGCAAUUCAAAAGAUUAAAACAGUUCAUAGACAUUUUGAAACAGAUUCGGUUUUGCAGCAAAAUGAGGUAACCUCUAUUAAAGAAGGCAUUUUAAAUCUUGAAGACAAAGAAGACGGAGAAAUUAUUGAAGAACCCGAUACCGUUCGGCAAGUGAUAAUCCGUAAUGACAGAGUAGAUGAAGCUGAUGAAACAAAAUGUACAGUGAUGAAUAUAAAUUACAAUGAUGUAAAUGUAAUGUCAAAAGAGAUUAAGAACGAGUGUCGGGAAAAUAACGAAUGCGUGAAGGAAAAUGCAAUAGAGAGUGUUGUUGAAAAGGACGUGUAUCAGGUGAAGCUGCUGAAAUGGCCCGGAGUUCCAUACUUUCAUCACGAGCAAUCGGUGUUUGAUAUUGAAAAACUGAAAAAGGCACAAUCACAGCGAUCGUCAAAGUUAGGGGCAACAUGUUCAAAGUCAAAUAAAAGAAAACGGUUAAAUGAUAAGACGGACAAAAUGGAACCUUUAGGGAAAAAAAUGAGGAAAGACAAAAACGUGAGCUUUAAAAUACAAACUAAACAAGAACAUUAUAAAAAUAAAACAAACCCGCUUGAAGCGUUUGAUGCAAGUGCUUUUGACAAACCUUCGGUCAUAACAAAGACUAACAACCGUGACAUUGGGGUAACUGACAAACACGUCACAAAAACGUUUUCAAAUCCCUGGGAUAAUAUUCAUGAAGUUUCUGUAAAAGGAAGGACACCAGCAUCAGAGAGAAAUUUAGUGGAGUAUGAUGAUUUUGAAUUAUAUGAUGACACUGAAACUACAUUAAGUUCAGCAUUAAAACAGGAAUACAAAUCACAGAAGGAAGUUAACCUGAGAAUUGGACUUUCGGGUAAAGUAAUUGAUGAUGCUAUCUUAUCAAAAGAUCUUAACUGUAAUACCUUCGGGGCACGUGUUGUCUGCAGUCAAGAGCCAAUGACAGGGCAAGGAAUAAAACAUACAAGAGUUUCAAGGAAACUAUCCGAAUGCGACCCAAUUCUGCAAGAUGAUAACUGUACAGAAAGUGAGUAUACUGACACAGAGAUCAUUCCAAGCAGAACUCAAGCAACCAUUAAAGAGCCUAAUGAUCCAUGUGAUUUGAGAAACGUAUUAAAUAAGAAAAGACGGCAACAACCUGGCUUGAAGACGGACAAAACGUGUGAUAAAGGUUAUAUUAAGACAUAUAAUUUGAGAACUCGGCGCAAAACCAAACCUUUGACAUCGGUUUCAAGAAAACAUAUGAUAAGAUGUCGAGAUAAAGAUAAAUUAAAGCUUAGUGGGAUAUCUUCUAGGAAGCGGGUUAGGAAAGUUGGAAGCAGCAAAGAAACUGAUGGUGAUUUGAAGAUUGAAAUUAAAGGUGAUGUUUACCAAGUUUUAGACGAGGUAUAAAAAUGCGUCAGUCAAAUAACUUCAACUUUAUUAAUACUGAUACGCCUAUGCUUUUAUAUUUACUCAGAAAUGUGUAUAAGAAGAAGCGGGUAAGAUAUACCUUAUCGUUAGACUAGAUGUGCAAACUUGCUGACGAUUAUGUUUUAAUGUGAAUAUGUCAUAUGUAUAUAUUUAUCAGUCUGUUUCAUGGAUGUCUGACAUGUUUACAUUAGCCAUAGACCAUGUCAUUAUUAAACUAUUCUAUAAAUAAUGUCAAUAUGUAUUUGUUGAAUUAUAUGAUUAUAAUUGCUACAAAUAAUGUUGUAACAUAUUGAAUAAAUAAGAUAUUUUUGUCCACAUUUGUAAAUAAUGCAUGAAAGAAUUAAUUUGCUUAACUUUGAACUCAUUGCAACGUAAUUUAUGACACACUUGUCUUGUUUAUGAUGAAUGUGUUUAUAAAUAUAGGUAACGUUUAUUUUCAAGUAGCAUAUUCGUAAGAGUUUUUAUAUGUCGUGCUGUAUUUUCAGUGUAAUGUACUAAUAUUAAUUUUAAUUUAUUUCACUUUGAUAAUAGUGUUACGUAAUAGAUUAAACACCUAAAUCUCUUGUUUAUGAUGAAUGUGUACAUGAUUAUUUUUAUUUAAAAUAUAAUAUUUUGUUAAAAGUUUAUUAUUAUGUUAUGUGUUUACUGUGAAAAAAAUGAGUGCAAGAUUACUCGUAUUGGUUGAAACGUCAAUAUACAUUGGUAGUUUUCAUAUGAAUUGGUACAAAGUUUAUGAGAACAGAAACCCUAAUCAUAGUAUGGGUUUAAAGGCAAAGAAAAAGCACAGUAUUUAGCUUUUGUCAAUAUAUUCUAUUUUUGUCAUCAGUUGUUGUCAGCGUCAAAUAAAUACAAUCUUGCUCCUCAACAAUAACUCAGUUGAACUUACCUCUAGUGUUUAAAUCAAUUUUACACUCAUCAAAAUGUAUCAUCAUUUUGUCUAAUUGCAUUUUAAUUUAUAAAAUACAAUAUAAUUUUCCUUAGAAUCAGUGAUAAAUGUUGUUACUAGUAUUUGGCAAUACCUUAUUUGGCAAUGAUACAUAAUUAUAACUGAGAGCUUUAACAAAGUUUAUAGAAAGCCUUCUUUUUAUCAAUUUUGUUGAUAAAGAUACUUAGUUUCAUUACAUUUACUUUAUUGACCGCUACAUUGUUUGAAAGUUUAGACAACUGAUACAUAUAAAUACACCCAGGGAUGUUUGAUGAAUAUGUUAAAUAUCCUUUGUAAUCGCAGCUUUUCCUCGUGUUUCCACAAUACACUGUAUCCAUGCAUGUACCUGUUUGUUCUCGUCUUUCUAUAUGCACACCAUGUACGGUAACUGUAUGCGCUAUUGUUAAUGAUUUUGUAGAAAAGAGUAAGUGAGAUGAAAUUUCCAAUGUUGGUCAAGGUAAAUGUACACGUGAAGCGUUUUUUAUGCUCCCCGAAAAAUUUCGGGGGAGCAUAUAGUCGGCGCCUUGUCCGUCUGUUCGUCGUCCGUCCGUCUGUCUGUCCGUUGUCUUGUCCGGAGCAUAACUUGAAAACCCUUGGGGAUACUUUGUUUAAACUUCAUACAGUGGUAGAGGGCAUUGAGUCAAAGAAUCAUAACUCUAUUUUGCCCGGUUUUUGAAUUAUCUCCCCUUAAAGAAAAUCUCCCCUUAAAGAAAAAUAUUGUCUGGGACAUAACUCUUAAACUAUAAGAGAUAUCAACAUGAAACUUUGUAGGUGAAUAGAUCUCAAUGGAUAGAUGUGCAGUUUAUAAGAACAAAAACUCUUUUUUCCCUAAUUUUGGAGUUAUUGCCCUUUGUUAAUUUUAACACUUUGAACUUUGUCCGGAACAUAACUCUAAAACUAUAAGAGAUAUCAAGAUGAAACAUUGUAGGUAGAUAUAUCUCAUUGAGUAGUAGUGCAGUGGAAAAGAACCAUAACUCUGAUAAGCCUCAUUUUUUAAUUAUCUCCCCUUUUAGAAAAAUCUUGUAAAGGACAUAGCUGUAAAACUAUAAGAGAUAUCAACAUGAAACUUUGUAUGUAGAUGGAUCUCAAUGGGUAGAUGUGCAGUGCACAAGAACUUGAACUCCGCCUUGCCAAAUUUUGUAGUAAUUGGCCUUUGUUCAUUUUUACAUUUUGAAGUUGUCCGUGACAUAACUCGAAAACCAUAAGAGAUAUCAACAAGAAACUUUGUAGGUUGAUAGAUCGCACUGAUUAGAAGUGCAGUGCAAAGAACAGUAACUCUGCCUUGCCUAAUUUUGGAAUUAUUGCACUUUGAACUUUUUCCAGGGACAUAACUCUGAAACUACAAAAGGUGUACUUUCCUGUGUCUAAAACCUAUUCGGGGAGCAUCACCCGGCUUAAACCGGGCUCUUGUUUAAAAUAUAAAGCUGUAUCUUUGCUGCCUUCAGAUCACAAAAAUCGUUUAAAUUUUCGAAAAUAAUAAUUUCAAUAUGUCUGUAUGAAAGAAAUUUGUUUUGAAGUUUUUAUUUUGAGAGAAUGGUUUGACUUAAUAUAGCAGCAUAAUAUUUGGUUCAUGAAUUUUUUUUACUGUUUACGCGUAUUUAAGAACAGAAGUAACAGGAAACUAUUUCGAAAACCGACCAUAAGAUUAUGUUAACGUUAUGUUUUUACUGUGUUUAACUUUUAAUUUAUGAAAGUAUUUAAUAAGAUAUAGCUUUAUACAAUGUGAGGUGAAAACACAUAAGAUAUAAAAUAUAUACCAAGUUGUACAUAAACUAAAUUAUGAUGUCAUUAAUUUUUAAUGUUUUCAAAAGAAGUGUUUCAUACUUGUAUAAAUGCUUGGGAAAUAGUAUGAUAAAAAUAAGUAUGUAAAUUGUUUUAUUAAACUAUUUGCCACAAACGUGUGUGUAGAAUUUUGUUAUGAACAUUAUGUGUACUUUAUUUAUACAUGUCUGGUAUGGGCGUUUCCUCUAGAAAGAAAUUCAUUCUGCAUUAUUGAAAUAUUAUUUGACAACUAAUUUGGUAUUGAACUUGUAAAGAACAUUGAAAUGUUCUUAAUAUUUUUUGAUUGCAGAUGUUUCACAUGAUCAUGUAUUUAACAAUUUAUAUUCUUUUGCUUGAUUUUAAGAGUCAUUCUUUGCGCUUCUUUGUUUUAAUGUGUAUUGUUUUUUACCCGUUUGAGUUAUCGCAAUAGGAUAAUUUACCAAGUAAAAUGUAAUUAAUAUAUUAAUAAAAUGUGUAUUGACUUAAUAUAUUGUGUGUAUUAGAGUAUUAGAGCCACAUAGUUUUUUAUAUUUUGUUUAAAAAUUGACAAUUUGUACUUUCUUAGGAAUUCAUAAAUGAAGUUAAAUCAAUGCGAGAAAAUGUGUAAUUACACCUAAGAUAUUACACGUUUUGAUUUCGCGUUAUUUUCCUUUGACAAAAAACUUAAUGAAUAUGAACAAUUGAGUAGAUCAUCAUCAUAAUCAUUGUCAUUAUUUUUGUCAUCAUUGUCAUUAUCAUCAUCAUCAUCAGCAUCAUUUAAUAUUAUUUGUUAUCAUUAUUGUAUUAACAUUGACGAAUUAAAUGAAAGAAAUUACAGUUUACUUAGUAACUGAUGCUAUUUUGUACUUUCAUAUUUGCUAAUGAUUACUUGUGUUUGUUCCCGAUUUUAUUUAAGAUCAUUCGUAUUUUAGUUUAACUUCCAAGCUUUUAAUACCUGACCUAUACUGUAUGUCGUCUCUUUGAAAUAACGCUCUUAUCAUCAUUAUCAUUCGCCAAGUCACAUGAGAACCAUAUCAUAUCAUUAAUUAUAACAUGUAUUGAAAGUAAACACUUGAGACAUGUGUAUUUUUGGGAGUAGGCUCGCUCUGCCAGUGUGACAUAUUUCCAUUUUAUAAUAAUCAUUCCAUUUGUGUCUUUUGAAAAUAACAAAAAUGUUUUCAAAGUUCAUGAUAUGUCCAAAAACUACAGAAGCUUUCUGAUAUAAUAUAAUGUCCUUUGUAAUGGUUUAUACUUUCCUUUUUAUUUUGAUAAUUCUAUAUACUAUAUAAUUCUAUAAUUCUAUUUACAACUUGGUGUUUUAUAAAAGUAUCAAAUGUUCGGAAGCUUUCUUAUAUAAAAUAUGUCCCAUUUGCAGAUACGACAUCAACAAAGGCUGUUAAUGUCAUGUCUUGACAUUCAGACAAUGAAAUUAAGCUAUCUUGUAUGACUCAAAUGUUAUUAGAUAAUGUAAUUGAUUUUUAAAUUAUCUCAAUGAUAUUGUUUAAAUGUUUAUAAACAUAUCAUGAUAAUAUACAUUAUCCUGACAGUUUUUGAAAGUGAGGCUACAUCAAUGAUUUUCAUGCAUUAUCAUUGUUAAGUCUUUACAUAUCGGAGUAAUAAUUUGAUAAUUGUAUUUUGCAAUGAUGUUUAGAAUGUAUCGAUGACUAUACAACCACGUUAUCGUUGUUUUGAAAAUAUUAAAAUUUCUUUGAAUAUUAAA
Ruditapes philippinarum (Manila clam) is the source of this 6025-nucleotide messenger RNA. RefSeq lists its product as uncharacterized. Bases 210 to 1619 code for a protein of 469 amino acids. The record is from RefSeq and is a predicted model, not a curated record. NCBI's taxonomy places the organism in Eukaryota, Metazoa, Mollusca, Bivalvia, Venerida, Veneridae. The transcript has 3 exons.